GGGCAACCCGUGGGCGUCCAUGGAAGCGGCGGCGCGGGGCGGCGCGGCCCGAUGAGAGUCCGUUGGGGCCGAGUGAAGGAUGCAGGGAGCCAUGGAAGGAGGUGUUGUACGCAUUGGUGACCAGAUCAUACUGGAAGAAGAUUAUGAUGAGACAUAUGUUCCCAGUGAGCAAGAAGUCUGGGAUUUUGCGAGAGACAUCGGCAUUGAGCCAGAGAAGGAGCCUGAGCUGAUGUGGCUGGCCAGGGAAGGCAUUGUGGCUCCGUUACCACCCCAGUGGAAGCCCUGCCAGGAUGUCACUGGUGAUAUCUACUAUUUCAACUUCAACAAUGGCCAGUCCAUGUGGGACCACCCCUGUGAUGACCAUUACAGAGAACUGGUCGCUCAGGAACGGAAGAAGCUGCUGGCACGUGGCAACUUGAAAAAGAAAGAAAAGAAGAAGAAAGACAAGAAAGAUAAGAAAGACAAGAAGGAUAAGCAGUCACUGAAGCAACAUGCUGAGAAUCCUGAGCCAGAACCAGAUAGCCAGAUUAGAAAUGAAGACAGAGGGAGUCUGUCACACAUAAAUGAUUCAUGGAGACAAUUUGCAGGCAUGGGGCGAAACAAACUGCAUCCCACACUUGUAUCAGUAUUCAACAGGCCGUGCCAAACCUUAACUGAGGUGAAAACUGUAGAAAGUGGCCCACCUUUCAGCAGCGUUGAUGUAUACAUCCGCCAGGAUCAAGAUAUACCUUUGGAAGUACAAGGAAAUGUUCGUUCCUACUCUACUGGGGAGAUGAAAAGAAGUCCAAGUUUAUUGCUAGUCAGAGAAGGAAGAAGGAAUCACGACAUGACUCUCUUUGAUUCCAGUCUCACGGAUGACUGGAAUUUGCAGGAGAUGGUUGUUGCUUCAUAUGCUCAAGAGCAGCUAAGGUCUCACAGCAGAGUAUCUCAGAGUAGAAGUAAGAGAGAAGAUCAGGAUGAGGCUUUGGGUCAAGCUGUCAUUCUUUGCAAGAAUAGUGAGAGCAUCAGCAGACCUGAGAGACAGGAUUCAAAGCAAAUGGAGCUAAUGGAACUAGGAGCAGAUAUAAAAGCAGACGAUAUCAGUGCUAUACCAGAGAACCCAUCCAGAGUUCCUCAAAAGAUCAUGGGUGUGCAACCCUGUUUGCAAGGAAUAGAUGCAGAGGGGGCAAUUAAUGCGUACCAUCGUACAUCAAAACACGUCUCUUCAUCUGUCAAAGAUGGCUGUGGAGAAGAUGAAGAAAGAGGUGAUUUGAUAUCAGAAUGUGAUAGCAGUGAUUGGGACAGUUCUCAUAGUGUUGAUGCACCCCAGAUACUGGGAGUGGGCCAUCAAUUCUCCUCUCCACACUGUGAGUCUGGAAGGCCAAAAGACCUGUACUCUUUCACAGAAGAGCCUAUGCUGCCAUGUGCCUUCCUGAAAUCACCUGUAUCUCAGAUACACAGUACUGCCCAAAAAUCAGAGAGGGAACAUAGCUCCAAGGAUAUGAAAUUGUUCCACGUGCUGCAGGAAUAUGAAGAAAAUGCCAGCUUAGAAUCUGAAUGUGUUAGGUUUGUGGUGGAUUCCUGUGAAAAACUCACUGCCCAGGAGCCUGAUGGUGCUGCUGAAGGACAGAAAGGAAUGAAGAAAGGAAAUGGAAGGACAGAUGAGGAUCCCAGAGUGUGGGAGGAUGCAGGCACAAAAGCCUUGUGUGCUCCUCCUGAGUAUCAGAUGGCUGACUGCCAAGGAAGCAACAGUCUCUGUCAGCACAUGGAAGUGAGGGUGACCCAGACCAGAAACACUGCUGAGAAUUACAGCAAAAUAGAGGUUGGUGAAGGAACAGGUGAAAAUAAGCCUUCAGGCACCCUGCUAGCACCUGUGCAGGUGCCCCUGGGGAACCUUGCUCCUCUGCGUGGCCCUGUGGCUUCUCCAGCUGGCAUCCAGCGUGGCUCACUGCACUCGGACAUGGGCAGCUCUGUGGACUCCGGUCUUGUAGACAGAGGAGAAGCUCAGAGUCUCCAUAGGACAGCAGGACUCUUCAAAAACCUGCACAUGGAUGUCAGUGCCCUGGGAUGCAGUUUUGAAUCUGAGGAUAACAGCAAAGCAGAGGAGGAGAACCAUGGUGGCCACCUGGCUGAUGUCACUGAAGCUCAUCUCCAGGACCAGAGGAGUCCCACGGAGGAAGCUGGCAGUCUGAGAGAGAAGGAGUCUUUAAAAUCAAGACAUGCUGAAGGAGAGUCUUCCUUGGAUUCUGGCGACGCGUGCCCUCCAACUCCAGUUAAAGCCCUUUCUGGAGUUGCUCACAGUAGCCUGUCUGACCAGAACAAAGAGGAAUCUGAUGAGAAACUCGCUGGGAAUGAAGGACUGGGUGAGAAGGCUGCCGAGGUGCAAGGUGACGUCUCUGCAGCUGAUGAGCUGCCACAGUCUCUGGAGGAAGGGAGAGCAGCAGGGACAGACGUGCCCAGCAGUCCUGGGCAACCUCGAGCUGCAUCUCCAGAUGCUGAAGCUGCUGAAGCAGAUCAGCUGGCAAGCCUGGCUGUCACCGUUGACACCGUGUCUGUUGAUGAAAAUAUAGUAAAUGAAAUGAGGGAGGAAGCAGCUGAUGUGAAAGCAGACAGCAGGCUGGAUGCUGGCAAACUUUCCAAAGUAUCUGAGAGCAGUGAAUGCAUGGAGGACUUGCAGGCUUCUAACCGCCUGGACCAGGAGCUGAUCCAGCAUGUGGACUUGGCUUUCCAAAGCCAGUUUUCUGAGCGGGUGUUGGAUGUAGAUGCUCUGUCUCCUGCUUUAGACAAGUCUCCAUGCAAGGCCCAGGAGCUGGGAGAAGAGGAAAAAGACCAAAGCAAAGCCAGUGUAGAUGAAGAGCAAAGCAAAAGAACAAAAGCUGCUGAGAGUGAGAGGGAUCAAAGUGGUUGUGAAGCAUCAGAACAGAAGUGUGUUGCUUUAGAAAAUGCCAAUGGAGAAGAGGCUGUGGCCCUGCAGCUGGAGGAGGAAUUGCCGGAUAGCCUAAUCGAUCUGGAAGAACUUGCAGCCCUGCAAAAAGUGCAACCUGAGAAAGAAAUAAAACAAGAGCAGUCCUUGACCCAGUCUAGUGAAGAAUCCCUGGAGGGAAUAGCCAAGGAGCUGGAGAAGGAGGUUGAACAAGAGAAAAUGCACUUACUGCAAGCAAAGAAGGAGAAAAUCCAGCAAUUCCAAGAAGAAAUGAGGCUACAGGAGGAGGAAGAAACUCAGAAACUUUAUCAGCAAAAAGAAAAAUCCCUCAGGACACUGAAAGAGGAUUUGGCAAAGGUUUGUGAGGAGGAGGAAUUACGUGUGAGAAAGGAGGAAGCUGAAAGACUCUCAAAGCUGAGAGCCACCAUCACCUCUGAGACUGAAGCAGAGAAGGAGAAGAUAAGGGCAGAGCAAGAGCUGGCACUGCAAAAACUAAGAGAAGAGUGGGAAUCCCUGCAGGUAAUGGAGAAGGGGAGCAUGGAGAGGAAGAAGCAGCUUGCUUUGGAGAAAAUGAAGCUGGAAAUGGAGGAAGCUCAACAGAAAGAAACAAUCAGACUAAAAAAAGAAAAGGAACAAUUCCUAAGGGAGCUUAAAGAGAGAUUAGAAAUGGAAAAGAAAAAGGCUGCAGAGGAGCUAGAGAAACAGUUUGCAACUGAACUCCAGCAGCUGAAAUCUGCAGCAGAAGAGAAACAUCGAAAGGUCACUUCUAGCCUGCAAACCCAGAUAGCAGAGGCACAGAGGAGCGAGGAAGCUUGGCUGCGUGAAGACUUACAGAGAGCAGAGGAAAAAGUGCAGCAGAAAGCAUACCGAUUAGCAGAAUAUGAACGUGAGCUCAGUGAGCUUAUGAGUGAGAAACGCCAUGAAGUGGAAAAAGACCAUGAGAGGAAAAUGGCAAGGAUGAAGGAGGAGCACCAGGAGGUCCUAGCAAGGAUUCAGGAUCAGUAUGAAGAGGAGGAAAGAAAGCAAAGAGCAGAGCUGUUUGAAGGCCUGCGAGGUGAGUUGGCACUCCUCCGACAGCGUCAUGAAGUGGAGGUGAAAGCUCUGCAGGCAGAGCUGGAUGAACGUCUGACUGCACUGCAGCACAGACAUGGGGAGAAGGAAAGAAGACUCCAGGAUUCAGAAAAUGAGCUUGAAAUACGUGCAAAGAACAUUAAAGCAAGAUCAGUGCAGCUUCUUAGCCAGGAGGAGUCUCUGAGAAGGAAAAAGCAGCAGUUGCUAGAUGAAGACAGACGGACUGAGCGAGAAAGAGACGAAGCUGCUUUAGCUUCUCAACUCCGCCUAGAGGAGAAUCGGAAGGAGCACAGCGACCUUCUUGAGUCCAUCUGGCAACUGCGUAAGGCUCUUGAAGAGCUCCAGGAUCAGAAAGCUGAGCUGGAGGCGCAGGUGGAUUUGUUGCAGACUCGAAGCCAGAGGCUACAGAAACGUAUCAGUGAGCUUGAGGCAGCUGUCAGGAGCAAGCAGGAGAUUUUGAAAGAAUUGGAGGCAGAAGAAAGCGCAGAGUCUCCCAGAAGGAAAGCUGAGCUCCAUGUUGAAGACCUGAGAGAAACUAUUCAAGCUCAUUCAUCCAGAGAGCCUGCUUCCCCGCCUUCUCAAAGCCAUGAAGACAGCAACUUCCAGUUUGAUCAAGUGAGGAGCUACAUCUCUGCUGAAGGAGUCUCCAUCAGAAAAGCCAAGGAAUUCCUGGUGCGUCAGACCCACUCCAUGAGGAAGAGGCACACAGCACUGAAAGCUGCAAAGCAGCAGUGGCACCAAGAUGUGCAGAAAGCGCAGGAAGUGGUGCAAGAUCCUAACAACUCCCAGCUCCUGGAGGGAAUGCGCAAGAACCUGGAAGAGGAAGCCAAGCAGCUGGACAAGAUGAAGUCGGCUAUGCGGAAAGGACAGGUGCUGCUGAAGAAGAAGGAAGAGAAGCUAAGCCAGCUGGAGUCCUCCCUGUUGGAGGAGCUUUCAGAUGAAGAUACACUGAAGAGUGUUGCAUGCAAGAAGAUGGUGACUUUUGAUCUCAGCAGCUCUGAGAACACAAACAGCAUAUCCAGUGUCAACAUACAUCUGCCGAAAUCUGACUUGAGAACGGAGGUACAGAUUGCUCUACAGCAGGACAAGAUCCAGUACUUGACAAACUCUGUGCAGCACAUCACUGAUGAACUGAAUGGGGUCCUCGGCGUUCUGAGUUCUCUGAAUGCCCUCCAGCCCCCGCUCUUCACUUCAACACAGGUGCCCUGUGACGGCAUUCCUCUUUCUACAUAUGCCAACUUGGCAGGAUUGCAGGCAGGUGCCUCCUCGAGGUCCUCUGCUGGGAUGUCUGUGCCCGACCAGUGGGCCUGGGGCACUGGGCUCAGCUCCAGUCGCUCCUUCCUGGCUGGGCAGUCAGUGGACCGCUUCCUGGCAGAGAAGUGGCACAAGUACUUCCCAGGUGGGUUCCCGUCAUGCAGUGGAAGUUCUGGUCCUUCAGACAACAAGCUAGGAUAUGUACCUGCAGGUGAGCAGAUGCGCAUGUUCCAGGGCCGUGAGUCAGACAAGAUGAGUAUUCAAGGAAUGAUUGAGACCAACAAGAAAUGGCUAGAAGACUUCAAGAGUGAUUCAAGGGUACCUCUCUUCCCAGGUGCACAGAAGCCCCCUGCCAGCAGCUCCAGCCUACUUCAGCUAGGGCUGGAUGAAAACAGACAAAUUAAAGUGUACCGGUACUGAAAGGUGGGACUUGAUGUUUUCAGCCCUCGGCUCUGGGCACAGGACCUGGAGAGGUGAUAGCUGGGGGCUGUGCAGUCUCCCUAACGAUGAGGUGGGGGUUUGGUGAUACCCAGCCAUCUCUGUCUUUGUGCUGUGCCCUUGAAGUAAAGUCUCUUUACAAGAGAGUGGAGGGAGGAGGAAGUGAACUUCCCAGGUGGAUUCUUCUAAUCCUGUAAUGUGUCCAAAUAUACUUUAUAGACUGUUUAAUCCAGUGGUGAAAUAUCAGGGCUUCAAUAAAUCAACAGUUCUCUCAUUAGUAUUCUAGAAACCGUGAGACAUAGCUGUGAAUCACGGAGGACUUUGAGUAACUGGUCAAGGGGGAGGACAUGAAUCUAGCUGAGACUUUGCUAGAGGAAAUGUAUCAGGAAAUGAGCCCACACUGAUGCCCAACAAAUGCUUAAUUACAGAUGAGCCAAGUCAUCUGGCUUCUGUGGCGAGUGCAUGAGCAGGGGAGAAUGGGCAGCAAAAUGGCUGUAGAAUUGGGAAACAGCAGAUUUUGACUCUGGGAAACGUUCCUCUCUUCUGGUGUGGAAACAAUAGGAACAAAACCGAGGGUGGUUUUCAUAGCAGAUAUUGUAGGAAAGAGCUCCCUGCGUCCUCCUCUUUCUGCCAGGCUGGUCAGAACUGUGCAGCAUAUCCACACUAUGGGAGCUCAGCUCACGUAUUACAAAUGUGCUGAUGGCAACGCGGAGCAGGGAUGGCAGGAGAGCACGGAGCAGUGUCUGCUGGUGCAGGCAGUGCUGGGGAACUCAGCCUAGUGUGACUGUGAGGAGACAAAGCCCCAUCUGCAUCCUUCCCUCCCCUGGGGAGGGGGAUCCGGAGCUCAGCAGCUGGGGCUCUUCCUGCACAGCGGGGCUGCGUGGCAGACCUGAGUGCUGGGGCCUGGCCUUGCUGCUUGGAGCAGCUCUCCCAAGACCUUGAAACAGGGCUGGGAGCAGGGCUGAGGGGUUGGCAUGUGUUGUGCUCCGACGUGAGCUCACACCUCAGCAGGUGGCUGUGGUUGUGGUGCUUUGGAUGGGCUGCAUGCGGAGCACAGCGCCGUCCUGCUGGCGUGCAGAGGUGGGAGGGGGCUGUUUGAGCACAGGGGGGGUGGGAGAAGUUCAGGCCGUGCUUUCAUACUGCUAAGUGGGGAAAGUGGUAUUUGGUUGUUUUAUCAGUCAUUUCUCCGAGCUGACUUUAAAUAUUUAAUGCUUUAAAAAAAAAAACGCCGCACCAUUUGCUAUUUUGUCUGAUGAGAAGUCUGCAUUUCAAGGGAUCCCAUCUGUGAGAAAUCAGCUUCAAAGUCGCUCUCUCUGGAGACAGCUGAUGUGGGGAGGAUGGCGAAGUUGCUGCUCUUCACCCUUCAGUGCUGUUUGUGCUUCUCAGUGUGGCUAAUGAUGUGCAGCAGAGUAAAGCACGGCUCCCCCUCCUGCUCUGCUUCCUGGCUGUUGUGCACUGGCACAACAUUGCAGCCAUUUGUGCCGUGAGGGUGGCAGGGGAAUGUUUACAUGCAAAUAGAAAUAUAUUUUUGAUGCACAUUUUAAAACUCUCAGGAAGAAUGUCCGUAUUUGCAUUUAUUUUUAUUCUUUUGGGGCUGAACUCCUUAAUAUUUUCUAAAUUCCUCAGCCAGCCUUCAUCCUGGGACCUUCUGCAGUGGGUAGCAUCACACCGUGUCCUUGCUGAAGAAAUCCCAGCUGGGCUGAGCAGGGAGACCUUGUGUGACCACAGGGACUGGCAGCUGUGUGGGGCAAUCCCUCCUCCAUGGGAAGGGAUGGAUGGGAACGCAGAUUUCCUGCCUGCUGUCAGAUUAUGCCAAUCCCUGUCUAUAGGGAUUUUGCUUUUGGUUUCCCAGCUAUUGGCGGAACACGUGGCAGAAUCUCUGGUUGUAUUUUGGAGUUCUGGCUGCCUGAAGGUGGGGGGAGGCUGUCAGCAUGGUGGAUGCUGUACCCAAAGCCGUGCAGCUGAGCUCGGUCUGCGUUCUGUAAAGCAUAUAUUGGUAGCGUGGGGGAAACGCCUGCUUUCUUAGCAAUAAUACACUUUGGAACAUGUUUAUUCUUCCUGUUGAAACUUGUGAUCGCUGCAUCUGGUUUUGUAAGCAAAUUAAAUCAACACGAGUCUGUUUUGUAUGAGGUGACAUUUGCGGCUUGAUUUCUCCUUGCUGAGCCAUUCAGUUGUAGCCCCAGAUAGCCAGCCUGUACUUACCUUUCACAUCUUCCCCUCACUUGUCUCCGGGCUGCUUCAUGUUUUGUCUUGUCAAGGUCAUCUCUGGCAAUUUUUAAGACCACUUCAGCUCGCUGUAGCUUUGUUACCAUUAUUCUAUUAAGUAUCUGGCCACGGUAGCAAACUCAGGGGCAGAUAGAAAGCUGAAAAACAAAACUACAAAAGCAAUUCUUCACGGGGCUCUCAGCCAGCAGGACAGCUUUUCAUGGGCUCGGAUCCUGCCCUUUUCAUAAAACUGUCAUCCAGGCUCAUUACAAUGGUUGUCUCCCUCCUGAGCUUCGUGUCAAGGCUGCGAGCCGGGCUGUGUGCCUGCAGAGCAAGGCCGCCCUGCGGGAGGUGCAGGAGGGGUCCGGGUGCUCCCCUGGCUGCUUUGUCUCUGCCAUGGCUCGGUGGGGAUGUGUCACCCAGCUGGGGAACGGGGCCCAGCUCUGCUCUUGGCUAAUGCAGGUGUCCCCAGCUUAUCGCUGGGUAACAUUCUCACCGCCAGGGAGGGUUGGAGAUGUACUGUCCUCUGCCCGUGGUUUGGUCCUUUCCCCUUCCCACCGCCUGCCAGCAGACCUGGGACUCCUGCCAUCUGCCCUUCCCUCUGCAUGACUGCUCCUUUGGGACUUUUCGUUUCAAGGUGGUCUGGUUAAAAACUCAGCUUGUCUUUGUCUCUAAACACUGGAGUGAAGGCUCCAGUGCUGGGGGACUGCAGAUGUGUAACAGGGACAGUGACAGAAGUGAUGGGGAGAGGGAGUUCAGCACCUGUCCUUGUUUUUUUUCCAUCUCUGACUUCAGCACAGCUGGAAAUCCCAGGUUCAGAUGGAUGGGGAUGGGAGGACUCUGGCAACUGUAAUAUGAUUUGGGCUCCUGGUACAGCAGCAGCAAGACACAAAGACAAAUGUGGUCCUGGGAUGCACGAGGCACGCAGACACACGGAGGGGCUGUGCUGCUGCUGUGCACAGCUGUGCUCUGCAUGCAGGGGGCCUGGAAGGAAGGAAGGCGGUUGCUGCUGUACGUGCUGGGAAGUGAGGGGAGCUGCUGAAGCUGAAGGACAGAUGAGGUGCAGGAAGAAUCUGCCUUGUCGAAAUGGUGGCUGAUAGCUAGAUGCACGUUCCUUAAGAACAAAACACAAACCACCCCCAGACCUUAAAUUACACGUUGUCCUGCUUGGCCUUAGCAAAUGCAAAGGUCGUUUUGAUGGAGCACUGGAAGGGCUGAACCCAAGGCUGAGCCACAGACCUCAGCACGCUGUUGAGCCCAGGUAAUAACUGAAACAAUUAAGUCGUUUAGUUCCCUACACGUCUUCUGAAGCAGCUGCUGGGCAAGGAGCACGGGAUGGCACUGAAACCCAAAUUCACAUCUGAACUCUGCGUGCCCUUUGGGUGCAGGAGGCAGUGCUGCCAUCCUGCUGGGAAGCAGCCCAAAGCGGAGCCAUGGGGCUGAGGUGUGUGGGGUGUGUGAGUGUGCAUAGGUCUGCAUAGGUACAUAAGGAAGAAGAGGAUUUGCUUUUCCUGGAAUGCUAGUACCCUGUGUGUUGGAGAAAUUCAGCGAUUAGAAGAGCAAGAGGACAGUGCCUGAUUACGGUGCCAGGAUGAACACGGGCUGUAAGCUCAUUAAGGAGCUUGGAGUCAGCCUGCUGGAGGAGGGGACGCUUCAAUCACUGCUGCUCAGAGACCACAGUGCAUCACUGCCAGAGCUUUGGCUCCCCAGGACAGUGGGAGAUCCUCGGAGACCGUAGCCAUGCUGGGGACCCUGAUGACAGCACUGUUUUUUGUGGUGAGAGCAUUUGGACAGGUGAGUUGGAGCUGGCAGCAGGUAGGAUUUAAUGCUUUCUGUCUUAUUUCUAGAAGUGUGGGGGUUGUUAUCUUGUCAACUCUUAAGCUAGUUUGAGCACGUUUGAGUUUCUGUGGCUGUAGCAAAGCAGAUUUAUCAGCUGCUUUGCAGAGAACUGCAAAGUGCAGGUACUUAGGCUUCCCAGUCUGGUGCGCUGGUGCUGCAAAUGGGGGUGAAUCUUAGAGCUCUUUGGGCUGGAGAGGAAGAAAAACCACCCCCUGCUUGCUGCUGGGGGCACCUGAUCCUACAGCAGUCCCUUGGAGAUGGGGGAAGAGGAAGAGGACGCCAUGCUUGUCUGGUGGGACACGUCCUGAAGCCCCCUGAGCAGAAGGUCUGGGCCACCUGAACUCAACACGGUGCCAUGUGGCAUCAGCCUUAUCCAUGGUCUCUGCAUUUGCUUUGACAAUUUGCUUAGCUUUAGUUCCUGUCAUUUAAGAGCUCAGCAGCACAAUCUGCUGCCUCUGGAUCUUUCCUUCCUGACCUGCUGCUUGUGACCCUGCAGUCAUCUCUGAUGGGCAAGCAUGAUGUCAGGUGGGAGGAGGAGGGCAGCAAGCAUUCUCGUGGGCUGUGAGUCCCAUGCUGGCUGUGCUCUGUGGGACCGGGACAUGUGAGAGCUGCCCAUCAGCGUGGUGCCAGGAUGGCACGCUGAGCAUCGCCAGCAAGGACUGAUGAUCAGUGGUGAUGUGCACGCAGGAGCAGCUCUUCCUGUUGCUCGUCCACUUCUUCCCCCGUUCUCUCACCUGCUGCAAAUCCUCUCUCCAUCCAGCUCGGGACCAGCCUGUUCCAAGAAGAGCCCCUGCCGUACCUCGUGUACCAGCCCCUGCCCUGGCAGAUCCAGUGUGUGACACAGAGCCGCCGCACCAGCCGGGACAGUGAUAGAGGCAGGAGCUCACGUCACAACAGCAUCUACUCAAUUUCUGGAGAUAAAGGCAAUGUGACCCCUGAUGCCAGCAGUGAGGGCAAAUUCUUCAGCGAUCCCUCCGAGAAGGCGGCUCUGACCAUCCAGACCCACUUCAGGAGGUACCAGCAGCAGAAGCAGGGCAAGAAGUAGACGCCUCGGCCGCCGUGCCCUGCGCCGUCCUUCCUUUCGUGCGUUGUGUUCCCCAGCGAGAUCUGUGGCCGUGGUGACUGUGACCCUGUUACGUAGCUCUUGGUGUGUGUGUGUGUGUGUGUAGAUCGUCUGCUGGUUGCUGAGAUCUCUUUCCUGGUGGCUCCUUCCCCAGGCAGCUUUGCCUUGAAGACCUCGAGGUGCAUCCGCAGGGCUCCUGGUGGGAGCCGUCUGCCUGGUGGCACCCACGUGGCAGAGCUGGCAUUUGCCAGCCUUGGUGGAAGCUGGGAGCUGCAAGCCUAGGAUGGGGGGAACGGCACACACAACCGAGAGCAAUUUGCAGCACUUAAGCAUCCAAGUGGGGCUCUUUCUCAUCGGCUUCAGCCCUCCUCCGUGCCUCUGUUUUGGGCUGGAGCUGAGGCAGAGCAGUCACCUCUCUUUCCCUUGCUCUCGGACCUGAACAGGGAUGUCCUCCAGGCUGUGUGCUGCAGGCAGUGAGGGAGCAGGAGGUAUGCUGCGUGCUGUGACCUGGUUUCUACUUCUCUUGGGGAGCACUGAGGGUCCUGGCUUCAGGGUGGGGCUGGGGGUGAGACUGUGUUGGGGCUGCUCCUUCCCCAGGCAGCCCCCUGCCACCCCUGGGCUUUGGGUUUGCUGCCUGUUGUCAGCCUGUUGUCUUUGCCCUCUCUCUUGUUCCAGAAUAUUGCAGACCACAACACCUGUUCCACGUCUGGCAGGGGCAGGACUUGAGAUUCUCUUGGUUUAUAGCAACCAGUUUUGAGUGCUGGCUUUGGGAGGUUGCAGAGUUGUUGAGAAAGAGGAGAAAAUGGAAUCAGAGGUGGGAGGAGCUGGACUGGGAAACCAGGAAGUGUUUGAGAAGCUGUUGAGGAGAUCCAGGAGCUAUGGCACAAAUGGAAGGGCCAGGAGGGAGAGGAGAUGCUGACUGUGGGCAGUGAUGCUCUGACCUCUGAAGUGCAUUCUCAGCUGCCUCUUUGCUGGGUCUGAUGCUGGACUUUCUGUGCAGAGCUGCUGAUGUUGUGUCCUUCACCUCCUGCCUCGCUGCUGUGCAAAGCAGUGAGCUCUGGGGCAUCCUGGGGAGGGUCUGCAGCCGUGACAAAGUGCAGCAGGGUCACAAGGAGUGGAGGGAGUGCUGCAGUGGAAUGCUUGCCAAGAACCAGGAAUUUGGCCUCUGUUAAUGAAUGCAAAGCCACAGUCUGGAACUGCUGGGGAAGGUGAGGUGGGGAAUUCUUGCUAAGAUGUAGAAGGAAAUCUGUGCUAGCCGAUUAUAAUAAAGACUUUGUAAUCUGUU
Gallus gallus (chicken) is the source of this 12057-nucleotide messenger RNA. RefSeq names its product centrosomal protein 164 (gene CEP164). Lineage: Eukaryota; Metazoa; Chordata; Aves; Galliformes; Phasianidae. The transcript has 34 exons. Bases 80 to 5647 code for a protein of 1855 amino acids. Gene Ontology annotation, molecular function: protein binding. The record is from RefSeq and is a predicted model, not a curated record.